CUCGCAGAGAGCCCCGCGCAGCCCCGCAAACGACGCGAUAUUUCCUCCGGAGCUCGGUGGCGGAAUUACCUUAUACAGAAAUCUUGUGAGAUCCCUGUGCAAACAAGGUGAUGAUUGUACAAAGAGUGAUAUUGAAUUCCCGACCUGGAAAAAAUGGUAAUCCAGUGGCAGAAAAUUUCCGAGUAGAAGAAGUAAAUUUACCAGAUAAUAUCAAUGAAGGACAAGUACAAGUCAGAACUCUUUAUCUUUCUGUGGAUCCUUACAUGCGUUGUAAAAUGAAUGAAGACACUGGAUCUGAUUAUUUAGCACCUUGGCAGCUGUCUCAAGUGGUUGACGGUGGAGGUAUUGGGAUUAUAGAAGAAAGCAAACAUUCCAGUUUUACUAAAGGCGAUUUUGUAACUUCUUUCUAUUGGCCCUGGCAAACCAAAGUUAUUCUGGAUGGAAAUAGCCUAGAAAAGGUAGACCCGAAACUCGUGGAUGGACACCUUUCAUACUUUCUUGGAGCUAUUGGUAUGGUUGGUUUAACAUCCUUGAUUGGAAUACAGGAAAAAGGUCACAUAACUGCUGGAUCUAAUCAGACCAUGGUUGUAAGUGGGGCUGCUGGUGCUUGUGGAUCCUUGGCUGGGCAGAUUGGUCACCUGAUGGGCUGUUCAAGAGUGGUGGGAAUUUGUGGAACACAUGAGAAGUGCCUCCUUUUGACCUCAGAACUGGGUUUUGAUGCUGCAAUUAAUUAUAAGAAAGAGAAUGUAGCAGAGCGCCUCCGUGAAUUAUGCCCAGCUGGCGUGGAUGUUUACUUUGACAACGUUGGCGGUGACAUAAGUAAUACAGUGAUAAGUCAGAUGAAUCAGAACAGCCACAUCAUCCUGUGUGGUCAGAUUUCUCAGUACAACAAAGAUGUGCCUUAUCCUCCUCCACUACCUCCUGCUGUAGAGGCAAUCCAGAAAGAAAGAAACAUUACAAGAGAAAGAUUUCUGGUGUUAAAUUAUAAGGACAAAUUUGAGCCUGCUAUUCUACAGCUGAGUCAAUGGUUUAAAGAAGGAAAACUAAAGAUCAAAGAGACUAUGAUAAAUGGAUUAGAAAACAUGGGAGCUGCAUUCCAGUCCAUGAUGACAGGAGGUAAUAUUGGAAAGCAGAUAGUUUGCAUUUCAGAAGAAACCUCCUUGCAAUCUCUAUAAAUGUCUUCAUCAAGGAAAUACAGAUUUCUUUCCAUUUAGCAUAAAGAUUUUCAAGAUACAUUUAAAAAAACCUUAAAGAUAGCUUUUGAUUUAAAUGUAAUCAUAGGUGAUUAUUUUUAGUUGCAAAACAUAAUUCUUUCCUAAGUCUUCAAUAUUAUAUAUGUACUGUACAUCUAACAUAUUAUUUACAGUGAUAUAUUGAAGUCAACAUGAUCUAUUUUUAUUUCUUUUGCUAAACUAUUACAGACAUUCUAUCUUUAUCAGAUAUUCUGAAACCACUGGAGAUUUGAUACAACUGUCAGUGGAUCACAGAAAACAGCUUUUUAAAAUUAAUAGCUUUUAUUGAAAAUGGAAUGGCUGAAAGGCACUUAGGAAAUAUUUGUAGAACUGGAAAUGUUUUACAUCAUUCUUGAACUGAAUCUUGGCAUAAGAGAAUUGGGAUGGCCUUUCCAUACUGCAGAUGGAAAAGGGACUUAAUGGAAGAGUGUGUAGGGGUUGGGGGGAAUUCAGAGCUUAUGGGACAGUUUUUGGGAUAGGAGAGCAGAGGCUUUGUGUUGGGAGUAGUAUGAGAAGAUAAGUAAAGGUUGAUUAGGUUGAUGGAGAGACUGCAUUAACUAUAGAAGAUGAUCUGUUUGUGUUAUGUCAAAUAAUUUACUGUAUAGCCUAAAAACUCAAAUAUUUAUUGAUAAAAGCAUAUGUUUAUUUUAGGUUAGCAGGCACAUACUGUCAAAUAGCUGUCAAGAUUUCAAGGGCAAAUAGAUAAAAACAUCACGUGGUGUUUCAGGUGAUUAAAAAGAUUAAGACAGCCCUGGCCAGUUUGGCUCAGCAGUUAGAACGUUGGCCUGCGAU
Messenger RNA from Molossus molossus (Pallas's mastiff bat), 2024 nucleotides. It is a transcript of the gene PTGR2, whose product is annotated as prostaglandin reductase 2. Lineage: Eukaryota; Metazoa; Chordata; Mammalia; Chiroptera; Molossidae. Bases 111 to 1175 code for a protein of 354 amino acids. The transcript has 10 exons. Gene Ontology annotation, molecular function: 15-oxoprostaglandin 13-reductase [NAD(P)+] activity. Gene Ontology annotation, biological process: prostaglandin metabolic process. The record is from RefSeq and is a predicted model, not a curated record.